Messenger RNA from Canis lupus familiaris (dog), 215 nucleotides. Its product is annotated as 60S ribosomal protein L39-like. The transcript has a single exon. Gene Ontology annotation, cellular component: cytosolic large ribosomal subunit; ribosome. The coding region runs from base 1 to 156 and encodes 51 amino acids. Lineage: Eukaryota; Metazoa; Chordata; Mammalia; Carnivora; Canidae. Gene Ontology annotation, molecular function: structural constituent of ribosome. The record is from RefSeq and is a predicted model, not a curated record. Gene Ontology annotation, biological process: translation.
AUGUCCUCUCACAAGACUUUCAGAAUCAAGCGAUUCCUGGCCAAGAAACAAAAGCAGAAUCGUCCCAUUCUCCAGUGGAUUCAGAUGAAAACUGGUAAUAAAAUCAGAUACAACUCCAAAAGGAGGCACUGGAGAAGAACCAAGCUGGGUCUAUGAGGAAGCAUCGCACAUCAUGAAAUAGCAAACAUAAUCGGCACACAUACUUAAGCUGCAUG